Fomitiporia mediterranea MF3/22 is the source of this 1450-nucleotide messenger RNA. RefSeq names its product eukaryotic translation initiation factor SUI1. NCBI's taxonomy places the organism in Eukaryota, Fungi, Basidiomycota, Agaricomycetes, Hymenochaetales, Hymenochaetaceae. The transcript is spliced from 5 exons. The record is from RefSeq and is a predicted model, not a curated record. Bases 804 to 1139 code for a protein of 111 amino acids. Gene Ontology annotation, cellular component: eukaryotic 43S preinitiation complex. Gene Ontology annotation, molecular function: ribosomal small subunit binding; translation initiation factor activity; RNA binding. Gene Ontology annotation, biological process: translational initiation.
AGAGGUAAGGUUGACGGCUUCUUUUCGUCGGUGUAACGGAUCGGACUUGUACGUGUGUAGGGAAGUGCGGGAGUACGCGCGGCGGGUUAAGUCGCGGAGGGAAGGCUGGGUGUCAAAGUCUUCUUCUGGAGCGUGUUUAUCCGGAGGUUUCCGGUUAUCUGAAGCCUUGGGCAUCGAACGGUGCUUUUCCUUGCCCUUCCUAGAUAGAGAUUGAUACUGCUUGAUGUGUUGAGGUUCGGAUACACGAGGUUUCUUCGGUACCGGUUCUGGUACUGAACUUUCAUCCUGAGAAUGUACACUGCUUUGUCGAGCCCCGUCCUCGUCCUCGUCAUUCGGAGACACAGCAGCGUCUUCCGGCUCUUCCGAAGGAUUUGAAGAACUCUUCAACUUUGGCCAUCCGGAGUCAAGUCCUUCUCGCCGUUUUUGAACUGUCCAUCGGCUCUUGAGUUUCUUCUUCUCAACCCAUGAUUUCUUCAAUUUCUGCGCUGUAUUCCUCGGCAAAUGUCUGAAUGUCGGCGGAUUCUUUCGCUUCUUCUCAUUUGCACCAACAUUAGGUUGGACAGCCAUUUGUAGCGUAGCAGUGUUGCAGUGCAAGCGCUAGUAAGAUGAGGCACAAGUAAAGAGGAAUGACUUGCUGGUGCUUACUAAACUCGGCUGCCCCACGCAUAUAACGCCCAUCAGUCGCGCCUCAUCCCAUCUUGAUCUCUCACCACCGCCUGCCACUCUCCUCCACACUCCUCUCUCACAUUACCCUCGCACCUCUACCUACACACUCAAUCAGAGUUCACGAAAGCCGCCGUUUUAUGAACGUCGACAACCUUCAGCAGUUUGACCCCCUUGAGGAUGACCUUCUAGGAGAGACGGACGAAGUCGGUUCGCAGAAAGAGCACAUCCAUAUUCGUAUCCAGCAGAGAAACGGCAGAAAGACGCUCACCACGCUUCAGGGGCUUGGGAAGGAAUAUGACCUUAAGAAGAUCUUGAAGGCAUUCAAGAAGGAAUUCGCUUGCAACGGCAAUAUCGUCGACGACGCAGAGCUUGGUCAAGUCAUACAGCUUCAAGGCGACCAGCGCCAGAAAAUCCAGACUUUCCUGGUUGAACAGGGAAUCGAUAAGAAGACCAUCGUGCUUCACGGUUUCUAAAUUUGUAUACAAGCUUUAAACAGUGGAGUGCCUACGCUACUUAGACGGUCUCUCUCCCACUGCAUUUUUGUCUCUCUUUUCCGAAUAAGUUUUCUUUUCAACUAUCGAUUCGAGUCAGCUUUCAUUUUGCAUUUCCCAUUCUCCCUUGCUGUUAGGUUGUAGGGAUCUGCUAUCGCUGCGCUGUUCGGACAGAUAACGAGUUUGUUGUUCUCUAUUCUGUUACGAUUCCGUGAUACGUUUGUGAUAUGUCUACCGUGGUACGCUUGUAUGAAUAUUACAGUGUUCCAAAUGAUUUCUGUUGCUUGAAGUGU